CCAACUCUUACCGAUCACCUUUUAUUCUUUUAUUCCGAUCGUAACAAGAUCUCUAGUUGUUGAGUCGCUAAUUUUCAUCCAUCGCCAUUUAAAUAAUUAACAUUGGAAAGUUAAUCUUGAUCAUCAUUGAUCACAUAUAGUUUUUUUUAAUAAUAUAAACAUAAACAACAAUAUGUUGAGUUCUUCGGGUCAUCACGAUGCGACUCGUAUUGGACAGGAAAAUGUAGCAGAGAAGAGGAGAUUGACCAUUAUUUCCAUUGUAGUGGUGGCCAUCCUGACUAUAAUUGUGGCUGGUGUAACCAUUUGGGCAACCUAUUUAAUUCGUGGAUGGGAUGGAGUUAUAGAAGAUGAUGGUGUAAAGACUUAUCCAUACAGAUUACCCGAUACUAUUCUUCCUCGUCAUUAUGAUAUUGAAAUUGAAGCAUUGUUGGAUGGUGCUACUACUUUUAAUGGAGUGGUUUCUAUUAGAUUGGAAGUUACUACAGAAACUAAUGUUGUAGAGUUGAGUGCUGAGGAAAUGCAAUUCGUGGCAAUUAUCAAAGCAACAGAAGAUCAAAAGAAGCAACAUGCUAAAAAUGGUGUUCUUCCAGCAGUAGAUGGUAAAUUAGCAGGUAUUUCUAUUAAGAGUGAAAAGACAUCUUCAGAAGUAGUAUUAAGUGGAUUUUCAACUGCAGUUUUGGAAAAGUAUAGAAAGAUUCAAGUUCAUACAAAGAAUAAUCUUGAAAAGGGAGCUUUUUAUAUUUUGAGAAUUGAAUAUCAAGCUCCAAUUAGAACUGAUAUGAGAGGAUUUUAUUCUAGUAAGGCAGCAGAUGGAUCUACUGUAUUGUCAACUCAAUUUGAAAGUGAAGAUGGUAGAGCUGCUAUUCCUUUAUUUGAUGAACCAAAAUUCAAAGCUACCUAUCAAAUGACAAUUACCACAAAAUUGAAGGAUGAAAAAACAAGAGUUUUAUUUAACACUGAUGAAAUUGAAAGAACAAACCUCCCUGAUGGAAGAGUUAAAGUUAAAUUUGACAAGACUCCACUCAUGUCUACCUAUUUGAUUGCUUUCAUUAUUGGACAAUAUGAUUAUAUUGAAAAAACUGAUGGAAAGAUUAGACAUAGAAUUUAUACACCUGUUGGUAAAUCAGAACAAGGUAGAGCUGCUCUUGAAGCUUCCAUCAAGGUCACCAAAUUCUUCCAAGAUCUCUAUCAAGUUGAAUACCCAAUUAACAAGAUGGAUCACAUUUCAAUUCCAUCCUUUGCAAGUGGUGCUAUGGAAAAUUUUGGAUUAAUUACCUAUCGUGAAACUUAUAUUAUUUUCGAUAAUGCUACAGCUUCACAACUCGAUAAGGAAAAUGGUAUUGAAGUUGUGAGUCAUGAAAUUUCUCACCAAUUCAAUGGAAAUAUUAUCACUUGUGCAUUUUGGACUCACCUCUGGUUGAAUGAAGGUUUUGCCACAUUCAUGGAAACAUACGCCUUGGAUAAGACCUAUCCUGAUUGGAAGAGAGGUUUGAAAAAGCUCACCAAUAGUGUUAUUUAUGCUGCUGAUGCUGAUUCUGUUCCAAGUGCUGAUCCUAUUGUGAGAUUAUAUGACAAGAUUCAAUCUAAGGAUGAAAUUGAUUCCUUGUUCAAUUCCAUUACCUACGACAAGGGUGGUGCUGUAUUGAGUAUGUUCUUCAAUUAUUUGGGAGAAGACAAGUUCGUGCAAUGGAUUCGUUCCUACUUUGCCAAGUACAAGAAUCAAAAUGCUGAAACUAAGCAAUUAUUGGAACUUCUUCCUGUACAAAAUGUUCAAGAAACUGCUACCAACUUUGGUACAUGGUUACAUCAACCAGGUAUGCCAAUCGUUCAAGUCAAUGAAAAUGCUGAUGGCACUAUUUCUCUCUCACAAAACAGAUUCUUUUCAUAUGCAAAUGCAACACAAGUUGACCAAUUUAAAAAUUCAACAUGGUGGAUUCCAUUAACAUAUGUAACCUCUGCUGAUGGAGAUGUUAAAAAGGUUGAAAUGUCCAGUAAGGUUCCAUCAUUGAAGAUUACUGAUAAGGUUUACAAGUUUAACUAUCACAAGACUGGUUUCUACCGUGUCAAUUACUCAACCAAGAUGUGGAAGAAUUUAAUUGCCAAGAUUGAAGAUUUUGACACUGAGGAUAGAUUUGAUCUUUUCAAUGACAUUUUUUCUAUUGCCACAUCAACUGUUGAAAAUAUUGAUUCCUCUUUAAUGUUUGAAAUGCUUCUUGCUUUGAAGAAUGAUGACACUAGUAUUUUGUGGGAAAAUAUGUAUCAAUCCAUUCUCAAACUUCAUCAAUUGUUGGCCGCCGAAAGUGUUUCAAACUCAUUCUCUAGAAUGGUAAAAGAUUUGGUUAAAAACAAGUAUGAAUCAAUUGGAUGGACCAAUGUACCAGGAGCAGAUGAAGAUGAGGAAAAUCUUGAUGAGUUACGUCCAUUUGUUCUCAAUUUGGCCUGUCGUUUUGGUCUCACUGAAUGUGUCACUGAAGCCUUUAAACGUUAUCAAGAAAGAAACUCAACCAUUAUUCCUCCAAUUCUUCGUAAUGCUGUUUAUAGAGCUGUUGUUUCUAAUGGUGGAGAACGUGAAUAUUAUCAAAUUUUGAAUCAAUUCAAAGCUGAGCAAGAUUCUGUGGAAAGAACCAAGUUAAUGUAUGCACUUGCAUACACUCAACAAAUUCCACUCUUGCAAACGACUUUGGAUUUGGCCCUUUCUCCACAUGUUAAGCCACAAGAUAGUAUCUUCCUUAUUAGAGAAGUUGCAAGAAAUGUACCAAGUGGACCAAACGUUGCUUGGAAUUUUGUCAGAACUAGAUAUGAUGCCAUUCUCUCAAAAUGCGGACAAGAUCAAGUCAGUAAUAGAUUAGUAUAUGGGGUUGGUUCUCUAUUCACUAAUAUCUUUGAAAGGGAUGAAUUGAUUCAAUUUUUUGCUCCAAAUAUUGAAAAAUUGAGCAUGAAGCAUUAUUCGAAUACUUUGGAAGCUAUUGAAAAGAAUGCCAAAUUCCUUUCUAAACAUUUACCUGCUAUCAAUACCUAUCUUACUGAAAAGUAUCCACCACAAACAUUGUAAAUUAGCACUCAAUAAAUUAUUAGUCUUUCUUUUGUUGUAAA
Messenger RNA from Naegleria gruberi, 3093 nucleotides. Its product is annotated as aminopeptidase. The record is from RefSeq and is a predicted model, not a curated record. The coding region runs from base 173 to 3052 and encodes 959 amino acids. Gene Ontology annotation, molecular function: metalloaminopeptidase activity; zinc ion binding; peptide binding. The transcript has a single exon. Gene Ontology annotation, cellular component: cytoplasm. Gene Ontology annotation, biological process: proteolysis; peptide catabolic process. NCBI's taxonomy places the organism in Eukaryota, Heterolobosea, Eutetramitea, Acrasida, Naegleriidae.